Dendroctonus ponderosae (mountain pine beetle) is the source of this 2882-nucleotide messenger RNA. RefSeq names its product piwi-like protein Ago3. The record is from RefSeq and is a predicted model, not a curated record. The transcript has 8 exons. Gene Ontology annotation, cellular component: P granule. Gene Ontology annotation, biological process: regulatory ncRNA-mediated gene silencing. Lineage: Eukaryota; Metazoa; Arthropoda; Insecta; Coleoptera; Curculionidae. Bases 234 to 2795 code for a protein of 853 amino acids. Gene Ontology annotation, molecular function: piRNA binding; protein binding.
GAAAAAUAGCGACGAAACACGAACCUGGACUAAUUAAGUACAUGAGUACAUGAAAAAUUGCUUCGAGCGAAAAUGCCGAUUUGGAGCCGCGCCCGAUUGGCGAUUUGCGCGGUGUCGGCAACGCCGUCACCAGUCCCACAGAUUACAGAGCGAGCACCUCUGUGAUCUGUGCACUGUCCUAACCUAUCUGCGGACACCAGUUGAGCGUUGUGUUUUGCGUUGCGCUAGCAACAAUGUCUUCGGAGAAUUCGAGGGCCCCCGAGCCCAAGGGGCGCGGCGCCAUCCUGCAGGCGCUGUUCGAGCGCAAAAAGCGGGAGCGCGAGGCCAUGCUGCACGGCGUCGGCGUGAGUGGCCAGGAGCCCAAAGCCCCGCGGGGCAGGGCGGCGCUGCUGGAGAAGAUCCGCAUGAAAAGCUUGGCCCCUGUGGGGGGCGAGCCGGCGGCUGCGACCCCUACUGUCGAGCAUGUGACGCAGAGCCUAGCCGCUGUGGAACUGGAGGAGGCGCCCCAAGUCACCCACUAUCGAGGCGCCAGCGGGAAGCCAAUUGAUCUAUCGGUGAACUACAUACGACUGAAGGUGCAGCCCGGCCAGGGGGUGUUCGAGUACGAGGUGGCGUUCAGCCCCGAUGUGGACGCCAAAAACAACCGAAUUCGCCUGGUUAAUCAGAUACUGGAGGGCGCCAGUCGCGCCAAAGUGUUCGACGGGGGCGCCUGCCUCUACCUGCCGAACAACGCGCGGGGGGCGCAGGCCCAAUUCCAGGCGAAGAUGCCGGACGACGCCACCGAUGUGACCGUCACCAUCACCUACAAGCGGCAGAAGAGUCUGGGCGAUCGCGAGUGUCUGCACCUGUACAACGUGCUGUUCAAGCGCAUCAUGCAUCUGCUGCUCUACGUGCAGAUCGGGCACAACUACUUCGAUCCGCAGCACCGCGAGCUGAUCCCGCAGCGGAAGCUGGAAGUUUAUCCGGGCUUUGUGGUGGCGGUGGACGAGCUGGAGGACGGCCUGAUGCUCUGUCUGGACACGCAGCACCGCGUGCUGCGCACAGAGAACGCCUACGAGCUGCUCAAUGAGCUGAAGUGCGUCAGCAGCCCGGCGCACUUCAAGGAGGCGGCGCUGCGCAACCUGCUGGGCUCGCUCGUGCUCACCAAGUACAACAACAAGUCCUACAUCAUCGACGACAUCCUCUGGGACAUGACUCCGAGGGACACCUUCCCGACCAGCGAUGGCAGGGAAAUCAGCUUCAUGGAGUACUACAAGAUGAUGUACAAGAUCACCAUCGCCGACCCCAGCCAGCCGCUGCUGCUGCACCGCAGGCGGCUGAAGAAGAACACGCCCCCCGAACUGGAGGGGCGCAUGGUGUGCCUGAUCCCCGAGCUGUGCACCCUCACGGGGCUGACCGACGCGAUGCGCAACGAUUUCCGCGUGAUGAAAGACGUGGCGCUGCACACGCGCGUCACGCCGCAGCAGCGCGCUCUCGCGCUGCGCACCUACUUGCGGAACGUGCGCAGCAAUGAGCGCGUGCAGCAGAUCCUGGGCGAUUGGGGGCUGCGCCUGGCCGACGACAAUCUGCCGCUCAGUGGGCGCCAGCUCGAGAUGGAGCAGAUCGUGUUCGGCAGCCAGCAGAUGCGGCCGGCGGGCGCCGGGGCCGACUGGGGCCGCACGAUGACCAACUGCGAGGUGACCGGCCCCAUGGACCUGCUCAACUGGGUGCUGUUCUACACCAGUCAGGACGCCAAGAUGGCGCAGGAGUUCGCCGCCCAUAUGACGCGGCUCGCCCCCUCGCUGGGCUACCAUAUCGGGGCGCCGCGCAUGGAGAGGCUGCCCAACGACAACACCGCCACCUACGUGUCGGCCAUCCGCACGAAAAUCGACACUUCUGUGCAGGCCGCGGUGUUCAUCUGCCCGUCGAUGCGCAGCGACCGCUACGCCGUCAUCAAGAAGCUGUGCUCCACCGACGUGCCAGUGGCGUCGCAGGUGAUCAACUCGCGCACGCUGUCGCGCCCCGACAAGGCGCGCUCCAUCAUCCUGAAGAUCGCGCUGCAGAUCAACUGCAAGCUGGGCGGCACGCUGUGGACCGUCAAGUUUCCGUUCCGCGGCUGGAUGAUUUGCGGCAUUGACGUGUACCAUGGGGGCGUCAACCAGCCGUCUGUGUGCGGGUUUGUGAGCAGCCUGAACGAGAGUAUCACGCGCUGGUACUCGACGGCCACCUUCCAGGGGCAGGAGCUGGGCGACUUCUACCCGCGCGCCUUCGCCAAGGGCCUGGAGCAGUUCCGGAACCAGAGCGGCGCCUACCCGAGCAAAGUGGUGGUGAUCCGGGACGGAGCGGGCGACGGCCAGCUGGACUACGUCAAGCGCUACGAGAUCAAGCAGUUCGAGGACGUUUUGAAGCGGUUCGAGCUGGACAUCCCCAUCUGCUUCGUGGUGGUGCAGAAGCGGAUCAGCAGUCGGCUCUUCCAUCGCGCCCCCAGUGGGCAGCUGCAGAACCCGCCGCCCGGGACGGUUUUGGACCACACAAUCACGCGCAGGCACCUGUACGACUUCUUCAUGGUGCCGCAGAGCGUGCGCGAAGGCACCGUCAACCCCACCCACUACAUAGUGCUGCACGACACGUGCCGGCUGAAGCCCGACCACGUGCAGCGGCUGUGCUACAAACUGUGCCAUCUCUACUACAAUUGGCCGGGGACGAUCCGCGUGCCGGCGCCCUGCCAGUACGCGCACAAGCUGGCCGCCAUGGUGGGGCAGCAGCUCAAGACCGAGCCGAGCCCGGCGCUGGCCGACCGACUGUGGUACCUGUGAGGGGCCAAUCCAAACCACUAGGCUUACGAAACAAUGUUUUACGUUCAAAUUAGGUUAACGAUGCGAAAUAUACAGUUAAGUUGCUAA